AUGGUGAAUAUUCAUAAUGAUAAUACAACAACAUGCCGAUCAGAAAGGGGAUUUAUUAGUGAUUCAGAUUCCGUUAAAUUAAGAAAACAAAACCCCAAGAAAUAUGUUAGUUACGAAUGUGAGCAUAUUCUUUUUUCGUCAUCAUUUCAAUUAAUAAUACCAAUUUUAUUUUCUUUAUACUGUAAAUUGUAUUAUAUGUCUAUAUUCGACAUAUUUUUAUUUAUUACAUCCUUUUUACAUUGGAGAAACCCAGAAUUAGGAUUAAGAAGAGACAAUGAUAUGUUAAUGGUGCUUCUUAAUUCCAUAGCAAAAGGCUUUUUUGCUUUUUCUACAAAUUCGAUGUGUGCAUUUAUUUUUUUAUUCGGUGUGAUAACUAUAGUAUCAUUAUAUUGGAUUGGACAAAAAUUUAACUAUAAUGCAUAUAGCACUUUAUGCCACCUUUCAUUACAUAGUGUAGGAACAUUUUCAACAAUAACUCUUUAUUAUUUUUCUAAAGAAUUGAGUAUUGAUAAAAUAUAG
Messenger RNA from Plasmodium berghei ANKA, 519 nucleotides. RefSeq names its product conserved protein, unknown function. Lineage: Eukaryota; Apicomplexa; Aconoidasida; Haemosporida; Plasmodiidae. The transcript has a single exon. The coding region runs from base 1 to 519 and encodes 172 amino acids. The record is from RefSeq and is a predicted model, not a curated record.